This is a messenger RNA of Aspergillus melleus, 1389 nucleotides long. RefSeq names its product putative alpha-1,6-mannosyltransferase subunit (gene MNN10). Bases 1 to 1389 code for a protein of 462 amino acids. Gene Ontology annotation, cellular component: Golgi membrane. The record is from RefSeq and is a predicted model, not a curated record. Gene Ontology annotation, molecular function: glycosyltransferase activity. Gene Ontology annotation, biological process: protein N-linked glycosylation. The transcript is spliced from 3 exons. NCBI's taxonomy places the organism in Eukaryota, Fungi, Ascomycota, Eurotiomycetes, Eurotiales, Aspergillaceae.
AUGUCCCUCUCGCGAUCGCCGUCUCCCCACCCGGGAGCAGGAUGGUCUAGUCCGGGCCUGACCCCGGGCAGUGGAAGCUCAACGCCGCGCAGUGGACUUUUGUCGCCGACUUCCUUGGGUCCGGGUGGAAUCUCGUGGGCUGCCGCCAAAGCGAAAAGUGAGGAAGUUCGAGGAUAUCCGUCAUUUUCGACAAGGAACAACGGAUUCUUUUCGCGAUCGAAGCGCCAACUGACGGCCACUCUACCGCGAUUUCGGGGAGGCUCUGGAUCGCCGGACGACUAUUUCGAGAAGAAGGACAUAUACUAUGAUCGCGGUCGAGGCUUCUUGUCUGGCGCAUAUUGGCGUCCUUAUGGAUUUGGUCGCACGAUGCUGCGCCGUCGCAGGUUGCGCUUUCUGCUAGCACUGCUUCUCGUGGUCGUAGGGUAUCUGUGUUUCUGGACGUAUUUUGUUGAGCACUAUCGGCGAUCGCCACUCGGCAGAGGACACAAGUUCGUGGUGAUUCUCGAAUCUAACGUGGAAGGCGGUGUCAUGGAGUGGAAAGGAGCCACCGAAUGGGCCGUCGAACGCAGCAGCAUUUGGAACAAGAAGAGAUAUGCGAGUCACUGGGGGUACGAGCUGGAGAUCGUCAACAUGCUGGCCAAGAAACGGUAUUCGCAUGAGUGGCGCGAAAGCUGGGAAAAGGUUGAUCUUAUCCGCGAUACCAUGCGCAAAUACCCGGACGCUGAGUGGUUCUGGUGGUUGGAUCUUAACACUUGGAUCAUGGAGUAUUCGUACUCGCUCCCCGACCAUAUCUUCAAGCGCUUGGACGAGAUCGCAUACCGCGACAUCAAUGUUUAUAACCCACUCAACAUCACCCACCCCCCGACAGACGCAUACCUUGACGAUGUUUCCCGAUCGCCUGACGGGGAUCAAGACCCAUCUUCUAUCCAAUUCCUGUUGUCACAAGAUUGUGGCGGGUUCAAUCUGGGCUCUUUCUUUAUCAAGCGCUCCCAAUGGUCGGAUCGGCUGCUGGACGCCUGGUGGGAUCCUGUUAUGUACGAACAGAGGCACAUGCAAUGGGAGCAUAAAGAGCAGGAUGCGCUGGAGUAUUUGUACACCACCCAACCGUGGAUCCGCAGCAAAUUCGCCUUUCUCCCGCAGCGGUUCAUCAACUCUUUUCCCCCAGGGGCAUGCGGAGACGGCGACGACCCGGAUGUGCACUACCUGGAGGGUGGCAGGGAUUUUGUUGUCAACAUGGCGGGAUGUGAUUUCGGCCGCGACUGCUGGGGCGAGAUGUCUCAAUAUCGGGAUUAUAGCAAUUGGCUCAACCGGUCGUGGCGAGAGCGCAUGGAAGAUUACAUGCAGGAUCUUUACACGCGGAUCACUGGAGGUUCAGAGCCGCAGCAGUAA